This is a messenger RNA of Juglans microcarpa x Juglans regia, 393 nucleotides long. RefSeq lists its product as uncharacterized. Lineage: Eukaryota; Viridiplantae; Streptophyta; Magnoliopsida; Fagales; Juglandaceae. The record is from RefSeq and is a predicted model, not a curated record. The transcript has a single exon. Bases 1 to 393 code for a protein of 130 amino acids.
AUGAAAGGAGUCGUACAUUUCAGCACGAAGGGAAAGUUAAACCCCCAAUAUGUAGGACCCUACGUUAUAGUCGAAAGAGUUGGUCCAGUAGCUUACAGAUUGGAUUUGCCAAUAGAGAUGCAGGGAAUACACAAUGUGUUUCAUGCAUCAACUUUGAAGAAGAGUUUCGAAGAAAAACGGACAGUAGUUAUGAAGUUCGAUGAGAUUCAACUUCAACCCAAUUUGUCUUAUUCAGAAUGGCUAGUACAGAUCAUGGAUCGUACAGAAUAUGAGUUAAGGAAUCGAAAGAUACCUCUAGUGAAAGUACUCUGGAACAACCCAGAAUUCGAAGAAGCAACUUGGAAACGGGAGGAUACAAUGAGAAACGAAUGCCCCUAUUUGUUUAUAGAUUAA